AUGGAUAUUCGGGGAGAUGAGUUGCCAAAAAUUAGGCAGAACAGUUUGACCAAGGGAUUUACUGCAGAAACAUCGGCCAACGCUACAGUUCUCACAAUCACUGCUUUCACAGUGGAACGAUACGUGGCUAUCUGUCAUCCUUUUCUGUCGCACACUCUCUCGAAGCUAAACAGAGCGAUCAAGUAUAUCAUCUUCAUCUGGGCAGUGGCGAUGUGUCUGGCUGUGCCGCAAGCUAUGGCGUUGGGGAUUGUCUGCGAGAAAUUUAACGGUUAUGUCCGUGAAGAUUACUGCGUCUGCAACGUCAAGCGUCAAGUCAUUCCACACGCUUUCGAAAUAUCCUUUUUCGUAUUCUUCGUAGCCCCAAUGUCCCUAAUUACAAUACUCUACAUUUUCAUCGGGUUGCAGCUUCGGAAAUCCACCGUGGGACCUUCUAGAGGAAACAGCGUCAAGAUGAGGCAUCGGGUCUACAAACCUGUAGUAACCUACAUGCAUCCUUCCACGCAGGUCAUAGUAAUGAACCGAGGAGGAACUGUCGGUGAAGUUGUUGAACAAGGAGAGGAAGAGGGUAGGAAGAACUUCGCGAGAAGUGCUCAAGCCACAAAACAUGUCGUCAAGAUGUUGGAGCAAAAUUUACAGCGUGCUUGUUUAGCAGGUGGAGUUGGAUUGUCCAUAGAUGGUUCUUGUGAGUCUUUAGUUCUUGGAAAAUUUUUCCUGCAAAGGAUAGUGUUUUCCUAA
This is a messenger RNA of Diabrotica balteata, 735 nucleotides long. NCBI's taxonomy places the organism in Eukaryota, Metazoa, Arthropoda, Insecta, Coleoptera, Chrysomelidae. The record is from the annotation of a GenBank genome assembly.